AUGGAUGCUGGGGCUACCCUCCUCAUGGAUGCUGGGGCUUCCCUCCUCAUGGAUGCUGGGGCUACCCUCCUCAUGGAUACUGGGGCUACCCUCCUCAUGGAUGCUGGGGCUACCCUCCUCAUGGAUGCUGGGGCUACCCUCCUCAUGAAUGCUGGGGCUACCCUUCUCAUGGAUGCUGGGGCUACCCUCCUCAUGGGUACUGGGGCUACCCUCCUCAUGGAUGCUGGGGCUACCCUCCUCAUGGGUGCUGGGGCUACCCUCCUCAUGGGUGCUGGGGCUACCCUCCUCAUGGGUGCUGGGGCUACCCUCCUCAUGGAUGCUGGGGCUACCCUCCUCAUGGAUGCUGGGGCUACCCUCCUCAUGGAUGCUGGGGCUACCCUCCUCAUGGAUGCUGGGGCUACCCUCCUCAUGGAUGCUGGGGCUACCCUCCUCAUGGAUGCUGGGGCUACCCUCCUCAUGGAUGCUGGGGCUACCCUCCUCAUGGGUGCUGGGGCUACCCUCCUCAUGGGUGCUGGGACUACCCUCCUCAUGGAUGCUGGGGCUACCCUCCUCAUGGGUGCUGGGGCUACCCUCCUCAUGGGUACUGGGGCUACCCUCCUCAUGGAUGCUGGGGCUACCCUCCUCAUGGAUGCUGGGGCUACCGUCCUCAUGGGUGCUGGGGCUACCCUCCUCAAGCCGGAGGACUGUAUUAUUGGAUAG
This is a messenger RNA of Procambarus clarkii (red swamp crayfish), 699 nucleotides long. The record is from RefSeq and is a predicted model, not a curated record. Lineage: Eukaryota; Metazoa; Arthropoda; Malacostraca; Decapoda; Cambaridae.